AUGAGACGGGUGGUGCUGCUGCUGCUGCUGGGGGUGGGGGUCUCCACUGCCGUGCCGGACCAGUGUGAAGCUGCGAACAAACGGCAGCCCACCGCCGAGCUGGACAAGAUCUAUGGGGACUGGGUCCUGGUCUGGGCUGUGGGCGACACCAACAAGACCAGGGAGAUCCUGAGCGGCACCAACACCUCCUACGCCCAGAUCCAGCUGCUGGGGGACAACCAGACCGUCCAGUUCCACGAGAGGAACCUGUACCAGAACAACGUCUCGUCCUGCAUCUCCUUCGACAUCCGGCUGACGGUCAAUUCUACAGCCGAACAGCUGACGCUGCACACCACCAACAUCACUAUUGAGGCUGAUGGAUCUAAGCGGGAGUACCAGGAACCAGGGGAGGUGAAGGUUUACUACAGCAGCGCCGACAAACUGCUGCUCAACUACAAGGAGGAGACGGGAAGCUACCUGCUGAGCUACAGGAAGUUCGGCGCCCAUCAGGACGUGGACGAGCACCGAGCCGCCCACGACUUCCUGAAGACACAUGCAGAGUGUCUGAAUUUCCCCACAGAGGAGGCCUACGUCUACGACGGAGUGUCAGACAUCAGGAACCGACAGCAGAAACCAAUGAUCACAGUCCUUCCAACAUGCAGCAAAACCACCAGAGACAUGGACGCUGCAGGCGUCUCGGCCGGACGGGACGCCUGCCGAGACGCCACUAGGAUGACGGCUGCAGUGAGACGGGUGGUGCUGCUGCUGCUGCUGGGGGUGGGGGUCUCCACCGCCGCGCCGGACCAGUGUGAAGCUCUGACCAAACGGCUGCCGACCGCCGAGCUGGACAAGAUCGCGGGUCACUGGAUCUCCGUCUGGGGCGUGGCCGACAGCCCGGCCGGACAGGAGGUUCUGGACGGCGCGGCCACGCUACACGUGGAGUGGACGGUUCUGCCCGACAGGACGGUCCGGUUCCACGAGAGGAACCUCUACAAACAUGAUCACUCGAUCUGCAUCACGGUCAACAUCAACGCCACCGUGGAGCCAGACUCUGACCUGCUGACCCUGCAGAGCACCGGCACAGACAUGGACUUGAACGGGGUCCCGCGGCCCUACAACGAGACCUAUCAGAUCCUCUUCUACCUGACCUGUAAGGACUGCCUGCUGGCGGUCAUCAACACGGCGGAGCACGGCCGCUUCCUGAUGAACUACAGGAAGGAGGGCCACCAUCAGAACAACACGCCGCCAGCUGAACGACAAGCCGCAGAACAGCUGAUGAAGAAACAAGCCGAGUGUCUGAGUUUCCCCACAGAGAAGCCCUACGUCUACGAUGGACAGACAGGUGAGACAGCAGGGACACGGCAGGGAGACACCACAGGGGACACCACAGGGGACACCACAGGUUCUGUCACGGUCCACAUGAUCAUCAUCAUCAUCAUCAUCAUCAUCAUGAUCAUGAUCACAGAGUCAUGA
Messenger RNA from Salarias fasciatus (jewelled blenny), 1452 nucleotides. Its product is annotated as saxitoxin and tetrodotoxin-binding protein 1-like. Bases 1 to 1452 code for a protein of 483 amino acids. NCBI's taxonomy places the organism in Eukaryota, Metazoa, Chordata, Actinopteri, Blenniiformes, Blenniidae. The transcript is spliced from 13 exons. The record is from RefSeq and is a predicted model, not a curated record.